UUAUGUGAUGUUAUGAAGCUCUUGGACGCUUUGAGCUGCUCGUGUCUUUGGGAAACGGGAAUUUAACUGGAUUAUAUUCUAAUCGGUUUAUUAAACAAUAUCUGCUGGAGGAUGGAACUGAGGGAAAUUGUACCAAGCCUGCUUGUCCUUUAUGCUGCGUUUGGACACUUCUCCGAAUCGUCGGAAUUUAAAGUGAUUAAUGUAUUGGAGCUCCAUGAUGCACGUCAGACAGCUGCAGCUAUAGAGAGUCUGUCUGGAGCUCUGCAGACGGUAGGAGAUCUGUACAUCACCUCCACCUUCAUGCUGCCACCCAAACUCGGCGGCGUUUUGUUCGGCAUCUAUGAUAAGGAGGACAACAAGAAAUACCUGGAGGUUGCUGCUGUAGGCAAGAUCAACAAAUUACUGGUGCGAUACUUGCGCUCUGAUGGAAAAGCUCAUGCUGUCAAUUUACAAAACCCAGUCCUCGCUGAGGGACGCACCCAAUCACUUAUACUCAGAAUGAGUGGACUUAGACGCAGUCACAUAAACCUAGAGCUUUAUGUAAACUGCCGUUUGGUGGACUCUGCUCAGGGCCUCCCUUCAUUUGUCGGGCUUCCAUCAAAGGCAGAAUCUGUGGAUGUUCGCACCGGACAGAAGUCUUAUGCCAGGAUACAGGGCUCAGUAGAGUCUGUUAAACUGGCUCUCGGAGGCUCUUUAGCAACAGCUGGUCUCCUCAUUGACUGUCCAUUCAAAGGAGAUUCAACUAUCAACAAUGCAGUAGGCAGUGACAUUAAUGCAAUCCUCGGUGAUCACACCAAAGCUCUGAUUGGACAGCUGAUCAUCUUUAACCAGAUCAUGGGAGAGCUGAGAGAGGAUAUCAGAGAACAGACAAAAGAGAUGUCUCUCAUCAGAAACACCAUUCUUGAAUGUCAAGUGUGUGGAUUCCAUGAGCCUCAGUCCCGAUGUCAUCCUAACCCCUGCUAUAAUGGCGUGAGCUGCAUGGAGAGCAUGAUGUUCCCAGGAUAUCAGUGUGGCCCCUGUCCAGAGGGCAUGACUGGAAAUGGAACACACUGCCAGGACAUCGACGAGUGUACCGCUCAGCCCUGUUUCUCUGCAGAGUUGUGUGUGAACACAGCUAAAGGCUUCACCUGUGAGUCCUGUCCCAUAGGAUUCACCGGUCCAACACUCGGGGGGGUGGGUUUUGAGUUUGCCAAGAGCCUCAAGCAGGACUGUAUUGAUAUUGAUGAAUGUACUGAGCACUUUGGUGCCUGUGUGCCCAACUCAGUCUGUAUAAAUACAGUGGGAUCGUUCAAGUGUGGCCAGUGUAAAGCAGGAUUUGUUGGUAAUCAGACUGCAGGCUGUUUUGUAAGCAGGACGUGUGAAACUCUGGGCUAUAAGCCCUGUGGUGUGAAUGCACACUGUGUGAUGGGCCGCAACAGUGACAUUUCCUGUGUGUGUAACAUCGGCUGGGCAGGUAAUGGUAACAUUUGUGGUCCAGAUUCAGACAUUGAUGGUUACCCAGAUGGCCCUCUUCCAUGCAUUGACAACGACAAACACUGCAGAGCGGACAACUGUGCAAAUACCCCAAACUCUGGGCAAGAGGACACAGAUGGAGAUGGAAUUGGUGAUCAGUGUGAUGAGGAUGCAGAUGGAGAUGGAAUUAAAAAUGUUGAGGACAACUGUCGUCUGGUGCCUAAUAAGGACCAGCAGAACUCUGACACAGACUCCUAUGGCGAUGCUUGUGAUAACUGCCCAAACGUUCCCAAUGGAGAUCAGCUUGAUACUGAUGGCAAUGGCAAGGGAGACAUCUGUGACAAUGAUAUUGAUGGAGAUGGCAUCCCUAACGUGUUGGAUAACUGUCCUAAGAUACCCAAUCCCAUGCAGACUGACCGAGAUGGAGAUGGUGUGGGCGAUGCCUGUGACAGCUGUCCUGAGGUCAACGAUCCAUUGCAGUCAGAUAUGGACAACGAUUUGGUGGGAGAUGUAUGUGAUACAAACAAGGACAUAUGCCUCAAAACGCGUAUCCGCAUUAGUCGACUUCAGAGGGUUAAACAAGCCAUCAAAAUGGAAUUCUCAGACCCAGAGUCUGAACACGGACUGAUCCCUGCCCUAGACACCAAACAGGGCUGGCAUGAAACUCCCCAUGGUUACUACCACAGACUUCGACGAGCUUACUUUGGAGCUCGCAAUUACCCUGGGAUGGCGGAGGACACUCAGUUCCUAUACCAACUGCAUGCAUGCAUCAAGGAGGAGAUUCUUGCCAGUGAUUUGCCAUCUCGCUUUGAACAGCUGGUUGAGCUGGCAAUCUGCCUCGACAAGCGUUUUGAGUUGCGCGGCCUCGCCCGCACCCUCGUUCCUGUCCAACAAACUGCUUCAGCUGCCGUUUCGCCCUCGUCCGUGACUUCUUUUGAACCCAAGCCUAUGCAACUGGGAGGUGAUCACAUCUCCGCUGCAAAGCAACAGCGCCGCAUUCAGGAGGGACUCUGCAUGUAUUGUGGCGCUCAGGGGCAUUACGCCGCAGGGUACCUGGAGGAACCCGGUGAUUUAUCUGGUGUCCCUGAGGAGUACCACGAUCUGCGAGCGGUGUUCAGUCGGUCACGGGCUGCUUCUCUCCCUCCCCAUCGACCUUAUGACUGCAGCAUCAAUCUUAUCCCCGUGCGCAUCAAGGAGGAAGACAAGUGGAAGACUGCUUUCAAUACUUCCUUAGGCCACUUUGAAUAUCGGGUUUUACCGUUCGGGCUCGUCAAUGCUCCGGCUGUCUUCCAGGAGCACGUCCAGCAUGUUCGUUGCGUGCUUCAACGUCUGCUAGAGAAUGACCUUUUUGUUAAGGCCAAGAAGUGCGUCUUUCAUGCUAGUUCUGUAACGUUUUUAGGCUCAGUCGUGUCCGCGAAUGGGAUCAGUAUGGACCCUGCCAAGGUGCGCACCAUUACUGAUUGGCCUGUUCCUGACUCUCGCACAGCGCUCCAGAUGUUUUCGGGAGUCAAGAAGCUGUUGGCUGUCCGCCCUCGAGGGCAGGGUUUUCAGUACUUGGUCGAUUGGAAGGGGUUCGUCUCAGAGGAGAGAAGCUGGAUUCCGGCCCGGGACAUCCUGGACCGCUCGCUCAUCGAGGACUUCCUUCGCUCUCGUCAGUCUUCUGCCUGA
Molecule: messenger RNA, 3120 nt
Organism: Sinocyclocheilus grahami
Lineage: Eukaryota; Metazoa; Chordata; Actinopteri; Cypriniformes; Cyprinidae
Product: thrombospondin-3b-like
Exons: 22
Coding region: 112-3120 (1002 amino acids)
Biological process (GO): cell adhesion
Molecular function (GO): calcium ion binding
Source: RefSeq, a predicted model, not a curated record